Durusdinium trenchii is the source of this 2008-nucleotide messenger RNA. Lineage: Eukaryota; Dinophyceae; Suessiales; Symbiodiniaceae. The record is from the annotation of a GenBank genome assembly.
AUACUUGCCUAUCUAUCGCAGGUUCCUAAAUCUUUUAGCGGACUGAUGAUUGGAACAAUUGGUAGGACAUGUCAUUGGAACAAUUGGACAUUUCAAAAGAAGAGUCCGUUUUCAAGAGCAAGUGGAAAGCGACAAUACUUUGUGGAUACUUCAUGGGUUCCAAUACUAUGUUCCAAUGGUUUUUGAGGACCUACUGGUUCCCUGAACCCAGGAAUCAGCGACAAGAAGUCACCACAAAACGCUUCCGAACUUAUUUGGGGAUCAAGGUGGGAUCAUGCUCAUGCUCUGCUUGCAAGCCAUUGCUCUCUCAGAAACUCAAUAUGCCAUGCGAUCGCAUGCCAUUGCAUAUGCUGCCAGCGGCUUCGCGGCUUCGACUUCAUGCCCAGUGCCACGACGACUUGUGCGGGUGACUUCGUGUGCCUGGAAUCUGCAGCAAGACGUCGCAGAAGUGACAGCGGGACUGACAUUUGGCGCACGUUUGGCAACUGCAGUCACAGGCACGGCUGGAGUUUUGUCAGCGAGGAGACAUCGUCGCACAACAUUUCUGGAGACCCAGGCGCCAGAUGAAGCUGCAGAGAUGCAAACUUUGCAAGUGGUUGUAGACAACACGCUGGCUCCUGAAGAUCUUCUGAAAGCGGGCGUAAAGCUUCGCUUGGCGGGUUUCCCUGGCAAGACUCGAAUGGGACGCGCUUCGAUUUUCGCUUCCGAAAUUCAAGUCGUUGGACUCCUUCCACACUUAGUGCAGCCCAGUUUGCUGCAUUCAUUGCUGUCACACUGCUCAACUGGUCUUGUGAGCUCUGCAGAGUUGCACCAGUGGCUACAGGUGUCGCUGGAAGAGCUGGAGGAGGUUUUAGACGAGCCCGAUGGGCGGUCUCGGCUCCAGUUCUGCUCGCGCCACACUCGCGUGCUUCGCCGUGGCCGGGACCGUGUCCAGCGCCGCCGUCCGGCCAGGCUAUCCUCAGAGCAAUGGAAAGUGCUCGAUAAGUACCAUGGCUGGUCAGACUUGCUCGUGAAUGAAAUGGUGCCCGCAGAGGCCUUGCAAUUGGACACUGAAGAUCUCCCAGAUCCUGCGUCGAAUCUGGGCAGUCGGAGAUGGCUUUUGGAUUUUGCUGUGAGGAAGAAGCGGCCCCAAGUACGCUUCAUGACCAAAUUGUUCAAGAACUUAGUCCAAGAAGCCCAUCUUGUCGGCUUGAAGAUUACGGAAGUUCAUGACGUGGGAGGAGGUCGUGGUGACCUGGCUUUGGCCGUGUCAUCUGCCUUGCCACGCCUCCAAGUCCAUGUUUGGGAGUCUUUCGGGCCAAGCGUGGCGCAUGGCCGAGCUCGGGCGAAGGAUUUGGAUCUGAACCUUCGCUUCCUUGAGUCAAGUGCAACGGACCCUUGGAUGGCUCCAGAUCGUUUUGUGCGAGUUUUGCAGAGCGUUUUUCUUGUUUUUAGUAAGGUCCGGACCUUGUCUAUCACAACUCGACAUUCCCAAAAGAUUCUGAAGUGAUUGUGGAAGGCCCUGAAGUCAUUUCGUUUAACAACCGCAAGUGCUGCAAUUCUAGCGUUGCACGCCUGCGGUGGCUUAAGCGACCUUGCCUUUGAUGCUUGCCAGCGGCGCCAAGCGCCUUUUUGCAUUUGCCCAUGCUGCUACAAGUCAUUGCCCCAUCUCCGGAGCGAAACCACACCAGAGCUGCUUGUUCUGCAAAGUUUAGCUGAGAAUGAUGGUCUACCAGCAGAUAUUGCGGACUCAGCGGCCUUCGCCAUCAACGCGUUGCGCUUGCAACGUCUUGAUGGGGAUUCGACUGACUUGUUUGAACCACGACUGCCAAAGUCUUGGAAAGUUAGUGCCUACUGCUUUCCCAAAGAGUGGUCAUCUCGAAACAUUGUGCUGUGCGGUUAUCCACGUUCCAAAAAGGAACAGGGCCGUCGGGUGUUUCUCUGCGCAGCAGCCUCAGGGGCAAUCCAGGUCUCGCAGGACGCCCCAAGCAAUGUUUCACUAUUUGUUUUGUAGUCCGAUCAAGAAGAG